Molecule: messenger RNA, 690 nt
Organism: Fulvia fulva
Lineage: Eukaryota; Fungi; Ascomycota; Dothideomycetes; Mycosphaerellales; Mycosphaerellaceae
Product: NAD-dependent alcohol dehydrogenase
Exons: 3
Coding region: 1-690 (229 amino acids)
Source: RefSeq, a predicted model, not a curated record
AUGGAGGUCGGUGAUCCUGUAAUCCUGCAUCCUCUCGCAACCUGCGGCCUGUGCCGUGCUUGUCGCUUCGGUGACGAUGUACACUGCGAGAACAGCACCUUUCCGGGUAUCAAUGUCGACGGUGGCUACGCAGAGUACAUGAAGACCACAGCCAGAUCGAUCGUUAAGCUUGACCCAAAGCUCAAGCCAGCAGACGUUGUAGCCUUGGCAGAUGCUGGACUGACAGCUCACCAUGUGGCGAGCAAAGCUGCGAAGUUCCUUCGUCCAGGCGACAACUGCCUCGCAAAGCAGAUUGGCGCGGAUCACACCGUUCAAGCAACGGACGAUGGCAGCUUUGUAAAGGAGGUCCUCGAAUUGACCAAUGGCCAAGGCGCGGAGGCCGUCAUCGACUUCGUAGCAGAAGGCGGCUCAACAUCCACCGGUGUCAAAAUGCUGAGGAGGGCGGGAAAUCACUACGUGGUCGGCUACGGAGAAAACAUCAAUAUCCCAACAAUCGAUAUAAUCUCCGCCGAGAUCAAUUUCAUUGGCAAUCUAGUCGGAAGUUACAACGACCUUGUAGAGCUGAUGACUCUGGCAGCGCAGGGCAAAGUUAAGCUGCACACGACUCAGUAUAAGCUCGAGGAUUUUCAGAAAGCCAUUGACGAUUUGAGCUCCGGAAAGGUCAGGGGCCGUGCAAUCCUCAUUCCGUAG